Messenger RNA from Ixodes scapularis (black-legged tick), 927 nucleotides. RefSeq lists its product as uncharacterized. NCBI's taxonomy places the organism in Eukaryota, Metazoa, Arthropoda, Arachnida, Ixodida, Ixodidae. Gene Ontology annotation, molecular function: protein binding. The record is from RefSeq and is a predicted model, not a curated record. The transcript is spliced from 8 exons. Bases 71 to 853 code for a protein of 260 amino acids.
AUAAUACGAUUUAUUUUACAGGUUAUUAUAUUGGCCAGCUCGGAGUUCUGCUUCUUCCUUGUUAUUCAAGAUGGUCAUGCCCCGAAUGAAUAUCCUCAACUGUAUCGUCUUAAUUGGAUGGAUCACUACAGUAACGGCGACAGUGAUGGAUCCACUGGGCUCUGAUCCAACGGAGUCUUUAGGAAUAACGAAUGUGAGAGUCGUUCCGCUGAGUCCUACCAAGGCACUGGUCAGCUGCAGAGCAAUGUGGCACAACGCGUUUUUCAAGGUGUCGUGCUUCUCUCCCGGUCAAGAGGCGGUACCGUCGGUUUCUGUGGUCCUUGGAGAAGACCAUUUCGAUAGAUCCGAAAAAAUGGCGUUGCUCUCGGAACUGAGGGCAUCGAAGAACUACACUAUUGCAAUACUGGGCUGUCUCAUGAAAGUAAGCUGUGGAAUUCCAACAGAGACCUGGGUCAUCACUCAACCCCACAGAGACUCAAAUGGAGAAAUAAAAUUAUUGAGACCCACGGUCGAACCUGUGGCUUCUGUUCCAGAUGCACCGAGUGUAAUAACCCUGGUUGGUGGGAACUCGACGACUGCGGCCGUCACGUGGACCUUCAGAGACACCGAAAUUGUUGAAAUUCAGGCUUCCUUGGACAACUCAACUUGGCUGAACUGUACGGAUCCGAGUGACAACUGUCGGAUGAGUAGCUUCUAUGAUGACUGGCUGCCAUAUGAUCGAACUGGGAUGACGGUGUUCACCCAUCUAAUGCCUGGACACAGAUAUAGUCUCUGGGUCAGAGGAUGCAACCAUGUGGGCUGUGGUGCGGCCCGCUCCUCGGAAGUGCAAACAGGUAUGAAGGUCCCUGCAUAAGAAGGCUUCAACAGGCUCCAAGUCAAACACGAGGCCAUUUAGAAUAAAUGAAGCCCUCUCAAACGGGCCUCAUU